Arachis ipaensis is the source of this 1874-nucleotide messenger RNA. RefSeq names its product transcription factor IIIA. Gene Ontology annotation, biological process: regulation of transcription by RNA polymerase II. The record is from RefSeq and is a predicted model, not a curated record. Gene Ontology annotation, cellular component: nucleus; nucleolus. NCBI's taxonomy places the organism in Eukaryota, Viridiplantae, Streptophyta, Magnoliopsida, Fabales, Fabaceae. Gene Ontology annotation, molecular function: DNA-binding transcription factor activity; 5S rDNA binding.
CUGAAUGCCUUUAUUACACCCCCUCCCCUUUCUCUCUCACAAACACAGCCUCACCAACCCUAGAUUCUCCUAAACCCUAUCAGAGCCACCAUCACCAUCUCCCCUUUCUUUCAUUCUGCUCUUCUCCUCGCGUCGCCAGAAGCUAAGGUCGGUUCGGGGCUGUUGUUGGCGUCGCCGUUUCCCUGUUCGAGCUCUCUCUGUCACGGCUUUUCUGCUCCUUCACCGUUGGUCGUCACCGCUUCUCCCCUCCUUGCCGUGCGUCGUCGCUUCUUCUCCCCUCCUUGCCGUGCGUCGUUUCUGGUUCUCCCAUCCUCACCGUUUUUGGCUGUGGCCCCUUCUCUGCUCCCCGCCAAUCUUGUCGUCGCUGCUUCUCUGCUCCGCACCGUGUCUCACCGUCGUUGCUUCUCUGUUUCACGUUACUGAAGUUCCCAAUUUGAAUUUCUCUGUCUCUCUGCUCUCUGGCUCUAUGCUAUCUUUUCCUCUCCUUUGCUGCCAAUCCAGAUAACGUGGCGUGGAAUUGUUGCAAUCUCUGAUAGUUGUCCUCGUCAAUGCCUGAAAUACAGAUGGAUGAACCCAUGGAAAGUGGUGAGAGGCCAGUCUUCAAAGAUAUUAGACGCUACUUCUGUGAAUACUGUGGCAUUUGCAGGUCUAAAAAGAUCUUAAUUACCUCCCACAUCAAUUCACAACACAAGGACGAGUUGGAAAAAGCUAGAGCUGAAGGAAAUAAUGAAGCACAUUGCGAAAAGCCCAACAACACUUGCCAACAAUGUGGUGCUAGCUUCAAAAAACCUGCCUACUUGUUGCAGCACAUGCAAAGCCAUUCACUUGAGAGGCCGUAUGUGUGUACGGUUGAUGAUUGUCAGGCAAGUUACAGAAGAAAGGACCAUUUGACUCGUCACCUUCUACAGCAUGAAGGGAAAACUUUUAAAUGUCCAAUGGAGAAUUGCAACCUAAUUUUCUCAAUAAAAGGUAAUAUGGCAAGACAUGUUAAAGAGAUUCAUGAUGAAGGAUCUACAUCCACAAAUGUAGAAAGUAAGCAGUUUGUGUGCCCAGAAAUUGGCUGUGGAAAGGUUUUCAAGUUUGCGUCAAAGCUUCGUAAACAUGAAGAUUCUCAUGUUAAGCUGCAGUCGGUAGAUGUAGUGUGCUUGGAGCCUGGUUGCAUGAAACAUUUCACUAAUAACCAGUGCCUUAAAGAACAUAUUGAAUCCUGUCAUCAAUAUGUAACCUGCGACACUUGUGGAAGUAGACAACUGAAAAAGAAUAUUAAAAGGCACCUUUGCACACAUGAAGCUGACAAAUCAUUGGCAGAGUUUAAAUGUGAAUUUAAGGGCUGUAGCUGCAAAUUCUCAAGUAAAUCUAAUCUCGUUACACAUAAGAAGGCCGUGCACUUUAAAGAAAAGCCCUUUGUAUGUGGUUUUCCUGAUUGUGGCCUGAGAUUUGCUUACAAACAUGUCAGAGAUAAACACGAAAAAACUGGGAAACAUGUUUUUACCCAUGGGGAUUUUGAAGAAGCUGAUGAACAAUUCAGGUCAAGGCCAAGGGGUGGGAGGAAGAGAGUGUGUCCUACAGUAGAAAUGUUGGUCAGGAAAAGGGUUACACCACCUAGUCAAUUGGAGAAUUUGUUAUUUAUGCAAGAGUGACCAGAUGAACUGUCCCUGACAUUAAGUAUAUAUGUAAGGUAGAUUUAAGCAUCUUUCCAUGAGUGUGGUAAAUGAAGGAUUAGUUUUAGCAUAAUGAUUAGUGUUCACUACAUCUUACAUAUGUUGUGUAAAAGUAUGAAGAGUGGCAUGUGUAUUAUAGUGUAAUCAAUGACAAUAUUGUGAAUGGUAUAUCACUAUAUCUUCAUGAUCCUAUCAAUCAUGUUUGUCAGUGUA